Racocetra persica is the source of this 755-nucleotide messenger RNA. The record is from the annotation of a GenBank genome assembly. NCBI's taxonomy places the organism in Eukaryota, Fungi, Glomeromycota, Glomeromycetes, Diversisporales, Gigasporaceae.
UGUCUUUACUCAGAUCUAUCAGAUUUUCGAAUAGACGAUAUGAGCCAAUUCCUGAUGAACCGCAUCCGGAAGGUCACUUUCAUUCUCCAGAAAUAAUUAGGGAUAUUGUAUUGGGAUUAAGUGACGGUUUGACUGUUCCCUUUGCUUUGGCUGCGGGUCUUUCUUCUUUAGGGAAUAGUCGUUUAGUAAUCAUUGGUGGUCUUGCUGAGUUAAUAUCAGGUGCCAUUUCGAUGGGUUUAGGCGGUUAUUUGGCUGCAAAAUCAGAUUCGGAUCAUUAUGAUACGGAAAGACUUAGAGAAGAGUGGGAAGUUCAGAAUUGUCCUGAAGCUGAAGCUCAAGAAAUUAUCGAUAUAUUAUCCCCGUACGGAUUAGAUGUUGCAACUUUGGCUCCUUUAAUUGAAAGAUUAAGAUCAAAUCCAGAAAAAUUUGUUGAUUUUAUGAUGAAAUUUGAGUUAUGUCUUGAGAAACCAGAUCCUUCUCGAUCAUGGAAAAGUGCCAUAACUAUCGGGUCGGCUUAUUUCUUUGGUGGUCUUAUUCCGCUGAUUCCUUAUUUCUUCAUAGAAUCGGCCAUGACGGGCUUGUAUGUUAGUAGUAUUAUAACCUUGUUGGGUCUAGUUAUAUUCGGAUUUAUUAAGGCCAUGUUCACAGCACCUAAUAAGGCAUUAUGGGCUGCUUUUCAAACAGCUCUUGUCGGUGCAAUCGCUGCUGCUGCUGCGUUUGGUGGAGUAAGAAUUAUUGAGGAUUUUUUCCACUAA